UUGUAAGUCGUGUGUCCCAGAGAUAAAGGACACCACAUAAAAUGGCUUGUGGAGGGGAACCUGCAGCACCCAGCAACCAGCACCAUGUUUGGAGUGCUUCUCGCUGUGUUGACUCUGGCACCUGCAGCCCUUGGCUGCGGGGUUCCUGCCUACCCACCUAUCGUGUCAAGAGUUGUUGGAGGGGAAAAUGCAAGACCCUACAGCUGGCCCUGGCAGGCCUCCCUGCAAUACUAUUCCAAUGGCAAGUGGCGUCACACCUGUGGGGGAACCCUCAUUGCAACCAACUGGGUGAUGACAGCUGCCCACUGACUCAGUUCUACUCUGACAUAUCGAGUGUUUCUUGGGAAGUACGACCUGGCAGCUGAGGAAGAAGGGUCAGUUGCAGUUUCUCCAGAGAAGAUUGUUGUCAAUGAGAACUGGGAUCCACAGAAUGUUGCCAAUGGGUAUGACAUUGCUCUGAUCAGCUCUCCGAGCCCGUCCCCUUGGGUGCCCAGAUCCAGCUGGCUGUCUGCCCCCUGCCCAGAGCAUCCUGGCCUCCAACACUGCCUGCUACGUGACAGGCUGGGGGAGACCUUGCAGACAAAUGGGCCUCUUCCUGACGACCUGCAGCAAGGCCUUCUGCUGGUGGUGGAUUAUGAAACUUGUUCCCGGCCUUCCUGGUGGGGAACAAUAGUGAAACCCAACAUGGUCUGUGCUGGUGGGGAUGGAAUCAUCUCCAGCUGUAACGGGGACUCUGGUGGCCCGCUGAACUGCCAAGGGGCGAUGGCAGGUGGGAGGUGCACUGGCAUCGUCAGCUUUGGUUCUUCCCUGGGCUGCAACUACUACACAAGCCCUCUGUCUUCACAGGGUCUCUGCCUCAUCAGCUGGAUCGAGAAGGUUAUAGAAAACAACUAAUCCAAAGAGAACAGGAUGAGAGACACCAAGAAGGAAAACAGUUUGAAUAAAAUUGUAACCACGACACCUUUGGUCACAAAGAACCGGGAAAUGACGCUUUUAACAACACAAGCAUUAAACCCAACGGGAAUGCAAUAAACAGUACUUUUUGCAAGAU
This is a messenger RNA of Chiroxiphia lanceolata (lance-tailed manakin), 1051 nucleotides long. RefSeq names its product chymotrypsin-like elastase family member 2A. The record is from RefSeq and is a predicted model, not a curated record. Gene Ontology annotation, molecular function: serine-type endopeptidase activity. Lineage: Eukaryota; Metazoa; Chordata; Aves; Passeriformes; Pipridae. The transcript has 8 exons. Gene Ontology annotation, biological process: proteolysis.